Messenger RNA from Ananas comosus (pineapple), 1728 nucleotides. RefSeq names its product beta-1,6-galactosyltransferase GALT31A-like. Lineage: Eukaryota; Viridiplantae; Streptophyta; Magnoliopsida; Poales; Bromeliaceae. The transcript is spliced from 9 exons. The record is from RefSeq and is a predicted model, not a curated record. Gene Ontology annotation, cellular component: Golgi membrane. Gene Ontology annotation, molecular function: hexosyltransferase activity. Bases 637 to 1713 code for a protein of 358 amino acids.
UCCGAUUAAGGUGAUGAAUCAAACAAAUUAGGUAAUGAGUCUUCCAAUUCCGAUUUUAGCUUAUUUUGAUUCUGAUUCUAACUUCGAACCAAAUACACCCUAAGUUCCUUAAUUUACCUAAGUCGUGUAUUCACCUAAGUUUACUAAUAAGUAAUACACUAAACACGGAAAAUCGUUCACCGUAUUCAGUAAAGAUAUUAUUCACCGUGUUUAGACACGAUGAAUAAUUUACCGUGUUCAACUUAACACACUGGCUUCAGUCCCGCUCACGUGGCACUGACGUGACGUCUGUAUGACAUGAUGAAAAUUAUUUUUAUAAAUAUAAAUUUGUUGGGACUAUUUUUAAAAUAAAAUUUUUUCGGAAAACCAAAUUCAAAAAAAAAAAAAUAAAAAAAAAGCCCCCCGCUGAGUUGAAUUACGAAUGCGGAGCGGCCAUUAAUAAGAGCUGUCGCCGAGCGGCCCCAAACCCAAAUCCAAUCUUACAUUACAUCUAUCUCUCUCUUUCUCGGCAAUGGCGCCUUUGCGUCUUUUAGUGCUGUUAUUUUUUUUAUCAUUAUUGGAGAGCCAAAGUUCCGGUGCGAGUAGAUCGAGAAAUUAAGAAAGGGUUUAGAGAAGAGGAGGAAGGGCCGCAUUUUGAUGGGGCCGGCGGCGGCGGCUGCGGCUGCGGCGAGGCCGCAGAAGGCGUCGGCGGCGGGAGGGGUUCCGGCGAGAUGGGUUUGCGCGCUCUGCGCCUCUUGCUUCGUCUUCGGCGUAUUUGUUAUCAACAGGAUUUGGAGUGUUCCUGAGCCUGUCAAGCUAAAUGAAAAAGCUUUAUUUGUGGAAAGGACCCAAACUAGACUAUCCGAAGUUUAUAUUCCAUGUCAAAGAAAACAGAACUCCAUUCAUAUUGGAGAAAUACUUAAUCACGUAUCACAAACUCAUGAUGUGAUCAUGACUUUAGACAAAACUAUAUCUAACUUAGAGAUGCGUCUAGCGGCAGCUAGAGCUGCACGAGCUACUAAACAGGAAAAGUCACUGAUUUCUGCAGAUUCAGACAUUGAGCUUUCAAAAGUGCGACCUAAGGUCUUUUUCGUUAUGGGGAUCAUAACUGCAUUCAGCAGCAGAAAACGUAGAGAUUCUAUAAGAGAAACAUGGAUGCCUCAUGGAGAAAAUUUAAGAAGACUGGAGAAAGAGAAGGGGAUUGUUGUCCGUUUUGUGAUCGGCCAUAGUGGAACUCGCGGGAGUCUGCUUGAUCAUACUGUUGAUGCAGAAGACGAGCAGUAUAGCGAUUUUCUAAGACUGGACCAUGUUGAAGGCUAUCACGAACUGUCUUCGAAGACUCUGAUAUAUUUUUCAACAGCCGUAGCAAUUUGGGAUGCUGAUUUUUAUAUAAAAGUUGAUGAUGAUGUGCACGUCAACAUUGAGGAGUUAAAUAUCAUGAGCCAGAAUAUUGGAAGUUUGGUGAGGAGGGAAACAAAUACUUUAGACAUGCAACAGGACAGCUGUAUGCUAUAUCCAAGGAACUGGCUACGUAUUUAUCAGUUAAUCGACGUCUCCUUGGGUUCAUGGUUCAUCGGUCUCAAUGUGGAGCACAUAGAUGAAAGGAGUCUGUGUUGUGGAACUCCCCCAGGUAAGCAUGUAAUAUCAAGAAUAACUCACACAGUAUUUAGUAGUUGCCACUGUCAAAAUUUGGUAAAUAUACAAUGUUUAAUAUUUGUGUUUGGUCCAAAAUAGUUAUCUGCGAUAUCU